Molecule: messenger RNA, 2745 nt
Organism: Pieris napi
Lineage: Eukaryota; Metazoa; Arthropoda; Insecta; Lepidoptera; Pieridae
Product: probable sodium-coupled neutral amino acid transporter 6
Exons: 9
Coding region: 281-1855 (524 amino acids)
Source: RefSeq, a predicted model, not a curated record
CACAGGCGCACGUCAGACCGAAUGUUGGCUGGCUUACAAUUAUACUGCCGAAUUAAAUUAUAUAGGCCCUUUUACAGUAUCAUUAAAUAACAAUAAUUUAUAAAAUAUUUAGUUGAUUCCCAUUUUCAAAUUAAUGCAUUUAGAAUUGCCAAUUAGAAAAAUAUAAGUGCUACGCUGUUGCUGUUAUUGCAACGAAUGUAUUGCAGGAAACGUUUAACUUUGACAUGUGAUUUGUUCUUUUGGUGUCUUCAGUUAUUAUUUGCUCUUCGAAACUAUAAACAUGAAAUUACUGCGUUUAUCCGAAGAAAACGUGGUUGGUUCCAUUCCGACCAAGGCCACUCAGGUGAUGAUGUACCACGAUAGAUACACAGCUGGAGAGACCACGGGAGGUCUAAGCGUGAUCUUCACAAUGCUGUGCAUCAUUGAUUUAUUUGGAGUGUUUCCUGUGGUAGCAUUGCCGAAAAGCAUUAUAUCGUGUGGAAUUUAUGGCAUUCCGUUGGUGCUAGCUGUGGUCGCGCUACAGCUCUAUACUGCAGUGCUGCUCGGCAGAAGUUGGAUUUUAGCACACGAUAUCUCACCCAAUAUAAGAGAAAAGAGUCGAUUUCCAUACGCUGCAGUUGCAGAAUUAGCUUUUGGAAAGACUUCUCGCAGUAUUGUCACAUUCUUAAUUGAUGCUACUGUUUUCAGCGCAGGCGUUCCGAAUUUCAUAUUUGCAUCGCAAAGCAUGCAGUUAUUCUGGUGGAAAAUAACGGAUGGCGACGUGGGCAUCACAUACUGCGUAUGGAUGGUCGUCAUUGGUCUUUUACUCUGCCCAGUUAUGUGGCUUGGAUCACCCAAGGAUAUGAAGCCUCUAGCGUUGACAUCAGUGUUCAUUGUAACUACAGUGGCUAUCUCCACAUGGACCUGUAUAAUUAAUGAUGAUAAGUCCCCUCCUCCGUCCGGGGACGUAGUAGCCUAUAUGCCUAGUGCUAGAGACUUUCUGGUGGCUUAUGGCAUCAUGGUUUAUCAGUUCGACAUCCACCCAAUGCUGCUAACCCUGCAAGUGGAUAUGAAAGACAGUCGUCGUAUUCACUCGGCCGUGUUGGGAGGGUUCACAGUUACUGGAAUCAUGUUCACGGUCACCUCAUUCCUAGCAGCCAAGAGAUAUGGGAACAAUGUUCAGAGUAAUAUACUACAAGGGUUGCCCUCAUCAAUAACUCUAUACAUAGUGGCUCUUCUUGUCACAUUGCAACUCUGCCUUUCGAGUGCCGUCGGCAACUCAGCCCUGUUUCAGCAUUUAGAAGAUCUGCUUAAAAUACCAAGAGAAUUCUGUUUACAACGGUGCGUAAUGCGGUCGAGUAUUAUCGCCCUCGCUGUAUUUCUAGGUGAAUCCGUGCCAAGAUUCGAUCUAGUCAUGGGCUUAAUUGGCUCAACGCUUACCGGUCCUCUCAUGUUUAUAUUUCCACCAUUAUUUUUCCUUCGAUUGUGUUAUAAAAAGUCCUCCUUACCAAACAGUGCAUUGUCAUUUAAUAAUUUAAAAACUGAAAAUCCUCAUAAAGUGACGUUGGGAGAACUGAAAAACGGCAAUGAUCCGUCAAAAAUGGCGUUGUUUAUGCAUUCAUUUGACACGAAAUACAAGACAUUUACGAAUACGUUAGGCAAAAUGGGCGAAAACGAUAUGGAUGAAUAUAAUAUUAAAUGGUAUGAUAUAGUAUUGGCAGUGCUCGUAAUGUUAUUGGGUAUAUUGGCCACUGCUUUAGCGACAUAUUCCAGUUGGUCAGAUGCCAUAUCGUCAGCAUCUUUUUCACCGCCCUGUAUAGUCAACUCUACUGCCGCUGCGAGGAGUUUUAUUGAAAGAAACAUUCGAAUGACGUAAAAUAAUAUAAUUUAACGCUGUUAACACUGCCGGCUUAGCCUGCCUAGAAGCGUACUUAAGAUGGUGGUCCUAAAAAGAAAGUAAGAUUCCGUAACAUACAGUGAAAUGUGUUUCACUUACUAAGAAGGCGAUUCUUUUCAGUACGUGAUGGCACAUAGUUUAUCACCGUGCCAUCAGUAACGCCUAGUAUUUUUAUGUUAGCAAUUAGAGCAUUGACUUUGUUAAUUAUUAUUACAAUGUACAGUGUAAACUCCUUAUAACGAAUUUCAAGGGACCGAGCAUUUUUAUACGUUUUCGACAAGUUUCAUUAUAGGGAGGGAAGAAUUAAUGUAUGGGUAUUGGGUUAAACCAAAUACAUUUCAGUAAUUUUUAGGUUAUAGAGGGGUUUUCGUUAUAACGAAAGAUGUUAGAUAGAGUUUACACUGAUCUUGUCUUCAAGAAUAUUUUAUGUUUUUGUUGUAUCUAAGUGUCGUAUAUUGUAUGCACAAUUGUUUGGGUAAAUCGGUACAGAUAAAGUUGUGUUUGACAGGUAGAUAUUGUAUCUUGUUAUGGUUAACCUAUAUGCUUAAAUGAGUGGUAAGUAAUGCACUAAAUCUCUAUGCGAAAAUUACACUAUUUAAUUAUUACCUUAUUAUAUUUUGUACAGCUGUGUAAAUAAAAUACAUUUUAAGUAACAAACGUUUUAUUCAAAGAAAUAAAUAACAAUCAGCCCUGUAAAGUGUCAUAGUCAUAAUCUUCUCACGCUUUGGUAAAAUUUAUAUCCAUACAGAAACUUGAAUAUAAAAUAUUUAAAUUUUUAACACAUAUUAUUUUUCAUUUGCUCGCAAAUACGCGAUAACAUUAAAUGCAACAAUAACAUACAAACGAAAACUUUUUUCUUUGUAUAUAAA